AUGUCCAAGUCACUUUCGAGUACUAAUGUGCAGCAAGGGAAGGCCAUGCAUCAGAACCCUUUUGAAUUCACCGAUGAUCAGAUCCUUGAUAAUGUUUAUAGAACCCAUUUUCAUUGUGUUGAGAAGUGUGAGGUUGGAUCUCUUCACAGUGUUGCCUCAAACGUUAUCAACCACUCCAUUGAAAUUACAGACACUAUGAUUGCUAAGGGUAGCCAACUUAGUGAUCGGUUCAGAGAAGAAACGGGAAUAACUUCCCAACAACUUACUGCCAAACUGAAGCGAAUUGCUUGCCAGAUGGUAUGCACAGCUCGUGGUGAUCAUUAUGCGCAUUACACAACAAUGCUGAUACUAGAACAGUUGAAAGCAUAUUCAUGGGAUGCAAAGGCACUUAUAGUUCAAGCAGCUUUUGCCUUGGAAUAUGGGAAAUUCUUGUACCUUCCCCUUACACCACAGUGCCGCCAACUUGAAAAAUCAUUGGCUGAUUUGAAUGGACUUUUAAUGAUCCACCAAAACACACAACACCUAAUUUAUUUCAGCAGUGUAGUGAAGAAGGCAAUGCAAGUUAUUGAAUGCAUCACUGAGUGGAAGAGGCUAACUAGUUCAGGGUAUGACAUAAAGGAUGUGCCCACCUUGGCUGAAACUUUGCAUGAGAUUCCUGUUGUUGUGUACUGGGCAAUCUUCACCUUUGUCAGUUGUACUGGUCAACUUGAUGACUUUACAAGUGAUCAUAAGGGUCAGAGACAUGAAUCAACCAAAAAUUUUGAGAAUAAGCUUGACCUUAUUCUAAGAAAUUUUAGGGAACAUUUGGAAACGUGUAGCAAGGAGAUAGGAAGAAUAGAAGACUACACAAGGCGUAAAAAUAUUGUCAAUCAUACUGGUAAAGAUAUUGUAAAGGUUUUGAAAGCACUCAUCAUCUCUGGUGAGAACCGGGAUUUAAGGCAAAAUGUGUAUAAUGGCCUCACUGGAGAACAGGUUAAAAUCGAAGAAUUUAAGAAGAAGCAUGUCUUAUUAUUCAUUUCGGGCCUUGAAAACAUUGAUGAGGAGACUCAGCUUUUAAAAUCAAUAUACGAAAAAUUGAAGGAAAAACCAAGAGAAGUGGAGGGUUAUAGGAAGGAGGAUUUCAAGAUUUUGUGGAUACCCAUUGUGGAUGAAUGGAAUGAGAAGCAUAGGAAAACAUUAGAAUCCCAUUUGCAGCGUACUAAGAUUGGAUGGUAUGUGGUCAAAGAGUUCAAUUUCGAAACAGGAAUCAAACUAAUCAAAGAGGUGUUCAAGUACAAGGAAAAGGCUGUUAUCCCAUUGAUUAGCCCCGAAGGAAAGGUGGAAAACGUUGAUACAAAGCAAAUUUUAUCUAUGUGGGGCAUCGAUGGCUUUCCUUUCAGAACCUCUGAUCACACCCGACUUACUCAGCAAUGGAAUUGGUUUUGGUCCGAAAUGACCAAGCUCAACCCAAAAAUAGAGGAAUUGAUCGAGGAGGACAGUUAUCUCUUGAUCUAUGGAGGCACGGACAACAUGUGGAUCCAAGAAUUCAAAUCAGAAGUGGAGAAAUUGAAAAGGCUCGUUGAAUCAGUAGCUAUGCAACAAGACAUCACAAUAAAACCAUAUCAACUUGGACAAGAUGACCCAAAGGUUGUUCCACGCUUUUGGAUUGCCAUAGAUAGUUUACUUGCAAGCAGGAAACAAAUGAUGAAGGGUGGUGAUCAAGGGGUGCAAGACUUUGCAACAAGGGAAAUAAAGAGGUUGCUCUUCCUUAAACAAGAUCCUAAGGGAUGGGUCAUUCUUAGUAAAGGGUAUAAUGUAAAGCUUCUUGGUCAAGGUGAAGCUAUGUAUCGCACGGUUAAAGAUUUUGACAUAUGGCAUGGGAAAUUGCAUGAAGAGGUAAGCUUUGAUGUGGCAUUCAAAGAGUACUAUGAGAGAAUGAAGGUUAAAGAUUAUCCUCACAAAUGUGAACAUAAUGAAAUCGCUAAUUAUCCCUCGGAAAUUCUAGCCACUAUGCCAUGCCCAAACAUGGAUUGUGGACGUUCUAUGGAGGUAACUUCUGUCAAUUAUAGGUGUUGCCAUGGUCUUGAAACAUAG
This is a messenger RNA of Abrus precatorius (Indian licorice), 2073 nucleotides long. RefSeq names its product protein SIEVE ELEMENT OCCLUSION B-like. The transcript has 7 exons. Lineage: Eukaryota; Viridiplantae; Streptophyta; Magnoliopsida; Fabales; Fabaceae. Gene Ontology annotation, biological process: phloem development. The record is from RefSeq and is a predicted model, not a curated record. The coding region runs from base 1 to 2073 and encodes 690 amino acids.